Messenger RNA from Mytilus californianus (California mussel), 3330 nucleotides. Its product is annotated as metastasis-associated protein MTA3-like. Gene Ontology annotation, biological process: negative regulation of transcription by RNA polymerase II. Gene Ontology annotation, molecular function: sequence-specific DNA binding; transcription corepressor activity; chromatin binding. NCBI's taxonomy places the organism in Eukaryota, Metazoa, Mollusca, Bivalvia, Mytilida, Mytilidae. Gene Ontology annotation, cellular component: nucleoplasm; NuRD complex. The transcript is spliced from 20 exons. The record is from RefSeq and is a predicted model, not a curated record. Bases 183 to 2339 code for a protein of 718 amino acids.
AGGACGAAUGACGUCACGUGUGAAAAGAGGAGGAAGACAGAAAAGCCGAGAAAUGGCGACUCCAUGAAAUGUCGUCUGGGGGUGAUACUGACCGGACACUACCCAUAUUUUAUUGAUGUAUUUUUGUCGGCUUGUUGGACUUUUGGAACACAACUGAAAGAACAACACAAUAAUUACCAGUCAUGGCUGCAAAUAUGUACAGAGUAGGAGAUUACGUCUAUUUUGAGACAAGUUCCACAACUCCAUACCAAAUUCGACGUAUAGAGGAACUAAACAAGACUCCAAAUGGCAACGUCGAAGCAAAAGUUAUGUGUUUCUACCGAAGAAGGGACAUCUCCAGUUCACUUACCCUGCUUGCCGAUAAACACCAGAAUAUGCUUGAAGAUAGUGAAAUUGAAGCCAGGGUAGAAGAUGUAUCAGAAAAACAAAAACACCAAUUAAAACACAGAGAAUUGUUCUUAUCAAGACAAGUAGAAACUUUGCCAGCAACACAUAUUAGAGGAAAAUGUGUUGUCACUCUCUUAAAUGAAACAGAAUCACUGUUGACAUAUUUAAACAAAGAUGACACAUUUUUUUAUUCACUCGUCUAUGACCCUUCACAAAGAACAUUGUUAGCAGAUAAAGGAGAGAUUAGAGUAGGAUCAAGGUUCCAGGCUGAAAGUUUACCAAGUGUACUGCCAGAAGGAGAAGACGAUUGCAGAAAAAUGGAAGAAUUGGAAGAACUGAUAUGGACACCUGAGCAUGGCCUGUCUGAUAGACAAGUUGACCAGUUCCUCAUUAUAGCCAGGUCUGUGGGUACAUUUGCCAGAGCAUUAGAUUGUACAAGUACUGUUAGACAACCAAGUCUACACAUGAGUGCAGCUGCAGCUUCAAGAGAUAUUACACUGUUCCAUGCCAUGGAUACUCUACACAAGGCCACUUAUGACACAUCAAAAGGUGCUAAUAGUUUAGUACCCACUGGUGGUCCAGUUUUGUGCAGGGAUGAAAUGGAGGAAUGGUCUGCAUCAGAAGCAAAUCUUUUCGAAGAAGCUUUACAGAAAUAUGGCAAAGAUUUUAAUGAUAUAAGACAAGACUUUUUACCAUGGAAAUCUUUAAAGUGUAUAAUAGAGUAUUAUUACAUGUGGAAAACUACAGACAGAUAUGUUCAACAGAAAAGAAUCAAAGCAGCAGAAGCAGAAAGUAAAUUAAAGCAGGUCUACAUUCCAAACUAUAACAAACCUAACCCAGCAGCUAUUGAUGGUAAAACUAAUGGUUUGGAUGGCCAAGUGUCAGGCAGAGCAUGUGAAAGUUGUUAUGCUGCCCAUUCAAGUCAGUGGUACUCAUGGGGUCCAACACACAUGCAAUGCAGAUUGUGUUCUUCAUGUUGGAUUUACUGGAAAAAAUAUGGUGGUCUCAAAAUGCCUACUAGAUUAGACGGAGAGAGGCCAGCACCAACCCAAAGACAAGGUAUUGUUGCUCAAAGACAAGAACGAAUAGCACAGUUUAAUUCAAUGAGAAUGCAGAAGUGUACAAUAGCGGGAUGUGGGAAGGAAUUCCGGUUAAAGGCACACCUUGCCAGACAUCUUGCUACAGCUCACGGUUUGAUGGUCAGAUCUGGUAGUCCUCGACCAGUGAUGAAAACUCGAGCUGCAUUCUGUCUUGUAACGACUUCAUUAACUAGAAUCUCCAGACGGUUGUGUAAUGAUAUACUUAAUCCACGUAGGGCAGCAAGAUCUCCGUUCAUUCCUAUCAAUAUAGCAGCCAUCAAACAAGAAUGUCAGCUCAGAUUAGCUGAAGAGGGCAAAUAUGUACCACAGAUUCGGCCUAGGGGCAAGGCUACUCUAGAUCCAGUUGUAGCUAAAUUAGGAAUAGAUACCAGCAUGGAAAAACCAGCUCUGUUACUUAAAGGAGAAAAUGAUCACAAGAAACCUGAGCGGCUGGCUUUCCCUAGAAUUGCUUCACAACCCCAACAAUGGUUUAAUGAAAGGUACCAAGAAGCGAAGUUGAAUAGUGCAUCUAUGUCACCAUCUAUAAUGAAGAAACGGGGAUAUGAACAGACAAAUGGCAUAGACGGUCCACCAUCAAAGCGACCUAGCAUGGGUGUUAUCAGACAGAUUGGAUCUGUAAUGAGGCACGGCAUGAGGGGUAAUGUAAUGAAUCAUCAUAUGAAUGGGCGCGGUAGAAUGCAGAUGAUAAACUGGAUAGAUGCUCCAGAUGAUGUUUACUUUGUUGCUACUGAAGCUACCAGGAAAAUUAGAAGACAGGUAAAUCCACAUGAUUUCAAAAGAACCGCUAGAAACCCAUGGCGAUUGCUACCAAUAAAACCAUCGCUUCAUUCAGAUGUUGUGGUAUUAGACUGAGAGAUAUGUGUGUGUGUUCUGGGUGUUUCUAAUCAACGCAAUAACUUGUCAGCCAUCACAGUGGUACAAUUCUCUGGGAGAGGAAGGCCAAACUUGACUGAUCAAAAUUCUGAAACACAAAUAGACAGAAAAGAAACCAACGGAAUAGAAAACCAAACCAUAAAACCAUGUGUAAAAGAUAUCAUUAUUUUUGUACUUCAUUCUCUAACUCAGGAAGUGGACUUCAUACCAAGUUCUGAGCUUUCCUGACAAGCUAUCAUCUUUUGUUAUUUUGUAUGAUAUGAAAAAAGAAAUAUACAAAUGGAUAAUGGUAUUCAAUAUUUUUUUGUUUCUAAAACAUGCAUAUUCUUCACUUCUUUUUUCAUAAUAUGUCAUUUAGUUUUCAAAUUUCAAGUUUCGUGCAGCUAUUAGUCUUUGUUUAUGUAGCCAUUAUCAUAGUGUGAAUGUUUAGCAUUUAGCUCUUUAUUUUUAUUUUGUUUGUUAAUUUUGUUUAUUGUAGCCUCAUUUGAAUAUUACCAUGGUUAUAUGAAACUGUAGCAACAUGAACACACUUGACAAAAUUACAUUUUACGUACUCAUGAGAAUCAAAGAAUUGUUGUUGGUCAUGAUCAGGGAUGUUGUCAGCCUUUGGCUGUUGGUUAUUGUACAACUAAUAAUUAUUAGUGAUUGGUUGUUGGACAUAUUGAACCAUUUUCUAGUAUGUGUGUAGAACAUUUCAAUUAUUCAUUAAACUAUUGUCAUUUCAAUCAUUACAGAUAUCUGUUCACAGUUUUGAAAUCUAUCAGUGAUAUUCACUAUAACUCAAGAACAUUUCUUAAUCAUGAUUACUAGUCCAGGGUUGCUGUAAUCAUGAUUAUAAACAUGAUUAUUAUUAUCCAUUUGUAUAUUAAUGUGGUCUGUGACCUGGAUUAUAUGUACAGAUUUUUAUAGCAUUGACUGACUAUAUAUCUAACUUAUUGACUCAAUCAAGUUGAAUAAAAAUUAAAAAUCA